AUGGAUGCUCUUCCCAAGCUUUCUUCCCAGUAUCUCGAUUUCAAGAACCAUGAAGAGGGCUUGACAGAAGAUGAUUUACAAUUCAAGGCUCUUACCCUAUAUGGUGCUUCCAUUGUCAGUUCACUAUGUUAUGAGGACGAAUUUUCCCAAGCUUGGCAAGGCCAGAAGUUCCAGAGAGCGAGAGAGGCCAACAUCAUAUCGGAAAUCUUGCCUGUGGGACGUCAGACUCCCGGCCCGGCUCAAACCACGCCUCUGCUCGCGUGGUCAGUCCGCCUCCAAACAGUUUUCAUUGGCUUCAGAGGUACACAAACCGCUCAAGAUGUCAUGACCAGCAUGAACGUCGCGAAGGUUACCAGUCCGGAUCUAGCCACAAGCUUCCAUUCGGGUUUCUUCCAGCAAGCCUAUCCGUUCUCUGUGCUCGUCAAGGAGCUUGCCGACAAGUUCAGGGUCGUUGUUUGCGGUCACAGCCUCGGUGGGGCACUGGCCACCAUUGCAGCGUAUCAUGCCAUGGUUCGUUAUCAUGUUGACGCAGUUCAGAAUACGUGGGAGCGUAACUCGAUACACACGAGGAUUUCUGUAGUAACAUUUGGGGCUCCAGCCAUGAUGUUUCUCCAGACUCCAGGAACCACUGCAGAAAUGCGGAAGGAUCUGAAAAAGAACGUUCAUCACAUUAUCAACCCCGACGAUAUCGUCCCCUUUGCUGCCAACUGGCUGUUGCAUAAGAAGAACCGAGCUGUCAGUAAGACUGAGCAGAUAAUCAUGGAAUGGCUGAACACAACCAAUCCAAGUCUUGGAGUAGCUGCAUUCGCGGCUUUCAAAGUACUCGGGAUGUGGAAAGACAAUGAGAAUAAUCUCGCCCAUUACGGGUCACUAUACAGGCUCUAUCCCUACGAAGGCAACUCUGGUCGUACAAGACAAUGCACUCUUGUCACUGCAGAGGGACUCAUACCAUCAUCGCCUGUGCUAAAAUCUGAGCAUGGACUGGAGUUUCACUGCAUGGACCAUUACCACGAUUGUAUGGUCAAUACAAUCGAUUGGGUUCGAGAUUCACACAACGCCAUCUUUCCUGAGACAAAAACUUUAGAAGACUUCCGAAAGACCUGCAUGGAGCCGUUUGAGAUCACGGAUUGUGAGGGAAUAGUUCAUGAGGACAAAGUGACAAUCACGGCUAAGGUCAAGCCCUUCCUCGCUCGGUUCUUCAUCAAAUCUGUCAGCCACCGAAUGGACAAGAAUGGCCUACGAGUCUUUGUUAACCACUUUGAAUUUACGAAUACAGCAAGUGAGAAUCAGACGCAAAUCCAUAUCAGGCAAUACAUACAUCCAAACGAGUCCAUCAAAACCUUCACUGAAAUGGCAGAUGCCAUGCAGAGCUUGCGAAUCCGGACUUCCUUCAACAAAACGGUACAAAUUCAUGUGAAAGAGAUGAAGCAUGUAUCCAUGCAAGACGUCAGUUUAACAACAACAUUCGAAAGUAUCCGGCACGCCAUGAUAGUCGCGCUGGCUGAUCAGAUGGAGAAGGUAUACGGACUUAAAUCAGAGACUCAGACGAAGGGCACGGAGGAAGGCUCUUCAGUCGACGUGGAGCGUUUGGAGGAAUCUAGAAGACUAACACGAAAGGCCGAUGAUAUUGCCAAGUCGAUUGAUAUGCUGGUUGCCCAUUCAAGCCCACACCUCGUAAAAGCUAAACUUCAAGAUGCUACCCAAAUUGUUAACCAGUGUUGGAGGACGGAAGUACAACAUGCACGAAGCAUGGAUGAGAAGACAAGAACUGGAGCCUACAUAUCUGAAACCUCGGCACUGAAAAUGGCCGAAAACAGCGAUCUUAUCCCAGAUGACUGUUCCGAGGAGCUGCGAGGGUUGAUUACCAGAAUGCAUGAAGACUUCAAGGCCGCCAACAUACGAAGCCCUUACACCGAAGAAACAUGGACGAAUCAGGGGCAGCCAAAGAUGUCUACGCAGUGCAGGGACAUACCCUCUCUUACCGACACGCUCCGAGACUUUGGGUCUCGACUUUAUACACGUACGCACAUCACCGACCCCGAUAAGCGUAUCGAACGUGCAAUUAAAGAAGUUGGGGAAGUUUUGGCCGUUAUGCGAUUUUGCCACAUCAUCAUCAUCACCCAACUGGAUGCGCCGGAUGGGUGGUGUUUCAAGGUGUUCAAGGAACACGUUAUGAAGGGAGUGGGAAUGGUGGCCAGCCUUGCCACCGGAGCUUAUACGCUUUACACAACCGCAGGUUCCGUUUGGUCUAUGUAUGCCAUGCCUAGUAUCGCUCUGGCGACAGGGUGGGCGGCCUUUGCAGGCGCUGUGGGGGUUGCCGCAGGCUUCAUAUCCUGUAGCAUGUCAGCUGUUGCAGUCGAACAAUUGCCUCACGGCCCACGUCAUGAGCAAGAAAUGAGUUUCAAUCCUCUCCUCAGUAUGACCAUCGCGGCCUUGGGGGGUAACCCACAUUCUUCUGGCAAUCCCGAGGCUUCCCUGACAGCGCUACUGGAGCAACAGUCCUCGAAGCUAGAAGACUUCGAGUACUGGAAAAAACGGCUUGAGGAAGGAACACGGAAUGAUCGUAGUGGUCUGAAAUACGUACCUACGUUGUUCUGGGCUAAAUGGAUGCACGAUGUAGCCAGAGUUGGGCAAUUGAGAACUCUUGUCUCUAAACGAUUGUAUAUUGGCAUUGAGGGACCCACGGGGGUGGGCAAAAGCUCCCUCUUGACCACUCUUAUAGGUGAAAAUGUGUUUGGGGCAGGCUCCGGAAUCAGCAACCGUACAAUGGAUCUUCAGUCAUACUCGCCGCCCAGUCUCAAGGCGGUGUUCAACGAUGUUCCUGGCUGCGACGAUGAAGCACCACAUAUCAGGGAGAUGGCUCGGUUAUUUCGAGAAAUGAUGGGCAUCAUCAUCUUUGUGAUCCCUUCCGAAAAUGUCCGAUCGGAAUCGACGAACACUCUCUUAAAAGGGAUUGCGCAAUUCAUCCGCCAGCGCGAAAGGCCACGCCCAUUUCGUGUCCUCCUUAAUCGAGUAGACGGAAACAUCGACGAAGAAUAUCCAAAUGAGGUCAAAAAACAGAUGAUUGAGCUGAAGAAGGUGGUUGUGGCCAAAAUCAAGGAAUUCGGACCGUUCCCUGAAAACUACGUGAUUCAAACGCGCCAGGCUAUCCCCGGAGGCAUAAAACUCGGGUUUGAGACAAUCGAAGAUGUCGUGUAUCCGUUUUCCACUUAUGCACAGAUGAGUCGGCAAUACAAAAAGACUUUAUCUGACUGCGACAGCAACGUAAGGCGAUACAUCAAAGACCAGGACAAAUUCGCGUUGCUCUUCCAACUCGCUGAAUCGAAUACGAUAUGGGAUAUCGAGUCACUGCGUGGGUGGCUUCGCGGCCUUGCACCCGACAGCGUGCCGAAAAACACGGGUCGUGUGCCUCCGUGA
Bipolaris maydis ATCC 48331 is the source of this 3417-nucleotide messenger RNA. RefSeq lists its product as uncharacterized. Gene Ontology annotation, biological process: lipid metabolic process. The record is from RefSeq and is a predicted model, not a curated record. NCBI's taxonomy places the organism in Eukaryota, Fungi, Ascomycota, Dothideomycetes, Pleosporales, Pleosporaceae. Gene Ontology annotation, molecular function: GTP binding.